Molecule: messenger RNA, 1050 nt
Organism: Antechinus flavipes (yellow-footed antechinus)
Lineage: Eukaryota; Metazoa; Chordata; Mammalia; Dasyuromorphia; Dasyuridae
Product: probable RNA polymerase II nuclear localization protein SLC7A6OS
Exons: 1
Biological process (GO): developmental process
Source: RefSeq, a predicted model, not a curated record
UUUGGAUGGAAAACGCCAUUCACCAGAGAGAAAGCCACCAGAGCCCUGACUCCUUCACUAGAAAGUCAUCAGAGAAUCCGUCAGGAUCUCCUUGCAGCAAAGCAGAUGAGCCGGCAGGACGACCGCUACCGCCUGGUCUCCAAACACCGGGCCCCAUGUGUGCAGGUGGGGGCAACCCUGCUGGCCGUGGAAGCUGCCAAGAGGAUUGAGCAGGACAGGCUGACUCCCGAGGCUACCAAACCAACAGCCCAAAAAGGAAGCAACAUGGCAGGCGUCCUCUCCUCUUCUGUGGAAGAAUUCCAGCUGUUUGACAUCAUUCAGGAGGACCUUGCUGAGAAAGAGACUCUCUCUAUUCCUGCCUCCGGCUCCAAGAAAUCUGAUCCAGACGUGAUACUUUGUAAUUCAGUAAAGAUGAUUCGUGAACGGCUAUCAAUCUCCAAGGAUGAAAAAGGAACUGAGCACCGAGAGAAGGACGAUGAUUAUGUCUAUGACAUUUACUAUAUGGAGACACUUACCUCAGGAUGGAUUGAAAGCAUCCUCUCUGUGCAACCAUACAGUCAGGAGUGGGGGCUGGUAGCUGAUUCUCAUCAAGCAGAGGAGAUUGACGAUGAUGAUGAAGAUGAGAACAGUGAGAAUCACUGGCGUAACGAGUACCCCGAUGAGGAAGAAGGAAGCAGUGACAGAGCAAGCACCAGAGGGUCUGAUGAAGAAUAUGGCAGCUUUAGUGACGAGGAAAGUAGUGUCAUCAGACCAAAGAAGUGGAACAAAUAUCCCUAUGACGUGCUGAAAGAGUUUGAGUAUGACAGCUCUCAGGACUUGGAUUCAGAUUGAGAAAUACUCAAGCAUUCACCAUUUGCCUGGGACAAGACCUCUGGCAGCUCUGGCCAUAGGCAUCAUAUGCCUUUUUGCUAUUGACCCUGUUCCAGUAUCAUAACUUACCUUGAAAGGGGAAAGGAUUAAGAAAAACACACUUCUGAAAUAUUUGACCCUCCAGUCAAACUCUGGCCUCCAGACAAUUUUGUGCUGCUGGAAAAGGAAAAACCUAUAAAA